Trichoderma aggressivum f. europaeum is the source of this 3192-nucleotide messenger RNA. RefSeq lists its product as uncharacterized. The coding region runs from base 1 to 3192 and encodes 1063 amino acids. Gene Ontology annotation, cellular component: nucleolus; 90S preribosome. The transcript has 4 exons. Lineage: Eukaryota; Fungi; Ascomycota; Sordariomycetes; Hypocreales; Hypocreaceae. Gene Ontology annotation, biological process: rRNA acetylation involved in maturation of SSU-rRNA. The record is from RefSeq and is a predicted model, not a curated record. Gene Ontology annotation, molecular function: 18S rRNA cytidine N-acetyltransferase activity; tRNA binding; ATP binding.
AUGCAGCGCAAGCAAGUAGACGAGCGCAUUGGCGCUCUCAUUCGAAAUGGCCUGCAGGAGAAGAAGAGAAGCUUUUUCGUCGUGGUAGGAGACCAGGCCAAGGAUGUCAUUGUCCGACUUCAUUAUAUCAUGUCCAUGGUAGACAUCAAGCAGAACAAGUCUGUCCUGUGGGCAUACAAGAAGAAGCUACUGGGAUUUACAAGUCACCGAAAGAAGCGAGAAGACAAAAUCAAAAAGGAAAUCAGACGCGGAAUCCGAGAAGCAAACUCUGAGGAUCCAUUCGAACUGUUUGUCUCUCUGCACAACAUCCGCUACACCUACUACAAGGAGACCGACAAGAUCCUGGGUAACACAUAUGGCAUGUGUAUUCUGCAGGAUUUCGAAGCCGUUACGCCCAACAUUUUGGCCCGGACGAUCGAGACUGUUGAGGGUGGUGGUUUAGUUAUUAUGCUGCUCAAGGGAAUGAACAGUUUGCGGCAGCUCUACAACUUGUCCAUGGAUGCCCACUCAAAAUACCGGACGGAGGCGCACGAUGACGUUGUGGCCAGGUUCAAUGAACGUUUCCUGUUGUCUUUGGGAGGCUGUGAUUCUUGCCUGGUCAUUGACGACGAGUUGAAUGUUCUUCCCAUUUCGGGCGGCAAGAAUGUCAGAGCUCUACCGCCUCCGGAAGCCGAUCAGCCCAAGUCUCCGCAGGCGUUAGAGCUGGAGUCCAUCAAAGACGAUAACCAGGAACGCCAGCCGGUUGGAUCAUUGAUUAAUCUCGCAAGAACAGUCGAUCAAGCAAAGGCUCUGCUGACUUUCACGGACGCCAUUGCUGAGAAGACGCUGCGAAGCACUGUUGCGUUGACAGCUGCCAGAGGACGAGGAAAGUCGGCCGCCAUGGGAGUUGCCGUGGCCGCUGCGGUGGCAUACGGAUACAGCAACAUCUUUAUUACAUCGCCGUCUCCUGAAAACUUGAAAACGCUUUUCGAAUUUGUCUUCAAGGGCUUUGACGCUCUCGGUUAUGCUGACCAUGCGGAUUACUCCAUCAUCCAAAGCACGAAUCCCGACUUCAACAAGGCUAUCGUUCGUGUCAACAUCCACCGACAGCACAGGCAGACAAUCCAGUAUAUUCGCCCCCAGGAUGCCCAUGUGCUUGGACAGGCCGAAUUGGUGGUCAUUGAUGAGGCGGCUGCUAUUCCUUUGCCCCUCGUUCGAAAGCUCAUGGGGCCGUAUCUGGUCUUCAUGGCCUCUACGAUCAAUGGAUACGAGGGUACCGGCCGAUCGCUGUCCCUGAAGCUUAUCAAACAGCUGCGCGAGCAAUCUCGACGGGCCGCAACGGACGAUGAGACUCAGGUUACCGACCGAUCCACCGGAAGGGCUUCAAAAUCAGAGGAAUUCCAAGCCAGUCGAAAACUACGCGAAAUUACCCUUGCAGAGCCUAUUCGAUAUGCUCAAGGCGACUCGGUCGAAAAGUGGCUAAAUAAGCUUCUUUGCCUGGACGCAACUUUGCCCAAGGCAGGAUCCAGUGGUUCACCAGACCCGUCUCUAUGCGAGCUCCUCAUGGUCAACCGCGACACACUAUUCUCAUUCCAUCCUAUCCCUGAGGCUUUCCUCCAACAGAUGGUCGCGCUUUAUGUUGCCAGCCACUACAAAAACUCACCUGAUGACCUGCAGCUGAUGAGUGAUGCACCUGCACAUCAACUAUUCGUUCUCACAGCUCCGACAUCAGAGAGCAGCGGCAGACUUCCCGAACCUCUUUGCGUUAUCCAAGUGGCUCUAGAAGGAAAGAUUAGCAGACAGAGCGUGAUUAACAGCCUGAGCCGAGGAGAGAGACCUCAUGGUGAUUUGAUUCCCUGGCUUGUCAGCCAGCAAUUCCAGGAUGAAGAAUUCGCCUCGCUAUCUGGCGCCCGUGUGGUCCGCAUUGCGACCAAUCCAAACCACAUGGGCAUGGGAUAUGGAAAGCGAGCGAUGCAGCUUCUCGUGGACUAUUAUGAAGGCCGAUUUGCAAAUCUGUCCGAGGAUGAUGACCAGGUCCUGGAGAAUGGCACUGGCCGAGCUACGGACGCUGAGCUGGCCAAGGAGUCUCUGUUGGAAGAGAAAAUCACCGUCCGAGAUGAUAAGCACAUGGCUCCUCUCUUUUCCAAGCUAUGGGAGAAGAAGCCAGAGCGACUGGACUACAUUGGUGUCAGCUAUGGCUUGACCAAGGAGCUACACAAAUUCUGGAAGUACUCUUCCUUCUCGCCCGUCUACCUGCGACAAACUGCCAAUGACCUGACCGGCGAGCAUACCUGCGUCAUGCUUAGGCCACUUGACGGUAGCGGCGAUAAGACAUGGCUCGGUGCAUUCUCCAGAGAUUUCCAGAAGAGAUUUCUCUCUCUGCUAUCCUACGAGUUUAGGAACUUUGCCGCUUCUGUUGCGCUGAGCAUUGACCAAUCGGCCAAUACUGGUGCACAGCUUGAUGCCACUCCUCAGACUUCCUUGACCAAGGCUGAGCUGGAUGCCCUCAUGUCACCCUUUGAUCUGAAGCGACUGACAUCCUAUGCGAAUAGCAUGCUGGAUUACCACGUCAUCUUGGAUCUUAUGCCUACCAUUGCGAAACUCUACUUCACUGGCAAACUAAAAUCCGAUGUCUCAAUGUCGGGCAUCCAGCAGGCUAUUCUCCUUGCCAUCGGAUUGCAGCGUAAGAGCGUGGAUGAGAUUGCCCAAGAGCUCCCCAUGCCAUCGUCGCAACUUCUUGCCAUGUUCAUCAAGAUUAUUCGCAAGUUUACGGCACACUUCAACUCUUUGGUCACGGCAGCAGCUGAUGCCGAGCUUCCAAGGGGCGAGAACAUUGGUGUCAGCCGAGAGAAUGCCAGCGGCGCCCACGAUGACGAAAUCGUGGAUGAUCGGUUCGUUGCUCUUGAAACAUCUCUCGAAGAUGAACUCGAGGAGGGUGGUGACGAAGCCCUGAUGGCCCUAAGACAGAAGCAGAGAGAGAUGAUUGACUCUCUGCCUCUGGAUCAAUAUGAGAUCGAUGGUGAUGCACCAGCCUGGGAAGAUGCCGAAAAGCAAGUGAGCAGCGCCGCGAAGGACGGCAAGGCCAACGUCGUGGUCAGCGUCAAGUCGGCCAAGCAGAAGAGAAAGGCCGGCCAGACGGCGACGGAAAUUUACGACCAAGAGUUUGGCGACAAUUCUCGGAAAAAGUCUAAGAAGGGGAAGAAAGGUAAAUGA